AUGAAUAAAUACGAAAUCACUUACGAUUUGAAAGGCUUCAAACGAGCCGACAGACCUGAUGAAGCCGUAAAAGAGCGCUCGUUGCCGGGCAACGACCACUAUAAAUGUGAGAGCUGUUCCGGUUCUGACGAGGAAACGCCUUCUGGUGAAGCAGUCGGACCAGCUUGCCCACAGUGCGGUGCCGAAUUUAGAGGAUAUCCAGAGCUGGCAGAACACAGUAAGCUAUGCUUAUUGGGCGAAGAUGGUGGGAAGACGGACGAAGCAAGGCGUCAAGAUGCUGAAAACAAUAACAGCUUGGAGGAAGAAGAGCAAAUUGUAUUCCCGUUUGGUAGCCCAGGGCACGUCACACUUGAAGCUCUGCAGAACACCAAAGUAGCUGUAGCCCAAUUCGCUGCUACGGCUAUGGCAAACAAUGCCGAUAAUCCAGCAGCACUACAAGAACUGGCUGUGCUUCAAUCCACCCUUUACACACUUCAACACCAACAGAUGAUGCAGCUCAACCUGAUACAGCAAUUGCAACAACAAUUGCAGAUCACAAGGCCGAAGGACAGUACCCCACCACCAAUGGCGAAAAGAAGCAGAAGUCCAACACCAGUCACCGUCAAACCGGAAUCGCCGCCAGAACCAACACCAACUCCACCACCAGCAGUCACUGUGCCGCCCCAGCCAUCCCCGCCUGUCUCCCUUCCGCCCUGCUCCAUUUCGUCAUCGUUCGCUUCCUCCAUCAUCACUAACCUCGACCCUCCGCCUUCCCCGAGUGAGCCCAAUACCCUAGAGAUGCUCCAAAGGCGUGCCCAAGAAGUUUUAGACAAUGCUAGUCAAGGUUUGCUAGCUAAUAACUUGGCAGAUGAACUUGCAUUCAGGAAAAAUGGUGGCAAAGGAGGAGUGUCUCCCUAUGAUUCAAGAACAGGUGGAAGAAAUGAACCGUUCUUUAAACAUAGGUGCCGUUAUUGUGGAAAAGUUUUCGGGAGUGAUUCUGCUCUACAAAUUCAUAUUAGAUCUCACACAGGUGAGCGACCUUUCAAAUGUAAUGUUUGCGGCAGCAGGUUCACGACAAAGGGAAACCUUAAAGUCCAUUUCCAAAGACAUUCAGCAAAAUUUCCUCACAUAAAGAUGAACCCAAAUCCAGUUCCUGAACAUCUGGACAAAUAUCACCCCCCUUUGCUGGCGCAGAUGGGUGCUCACCAAAGCCUUCCACCGGGGCCGCCACCCUUUCCUCCCCAGUUCACACCUCUCUAUCGUCCGCCCCACGACCUCGUCCUCCCCCCUCAGAGGACUCACGAACCUGUCAAUAAGCCUAUCCUCCCGGUUUCAGUAUUCGGCCCUCGAAUCGAACAAGAGAUGCCGGAAAACCUUAGUAAGGCCCCGGACCAAACUUCCACGGAACAGGAAUACAAAAAGGAACCGACAGACGAGGAGCUACGAGAGGAUAGACUCAGCCCUAAGCGGGAGGUGGAGGCGGAGGGGGAACUGGAGAGGUACCCGUCGCCUCCUGGCUACGAUGACUGCAGCCUAGAUAGCAAGUACACCGGAGAAGACAUCCCAGGAGACAGAGACAGCCCAGGAAUGGAGAAGAACGAAGACAGUUUCCAGGACCAACCAGAGAACCUCUCUAAUAAAAGUACGUCUGACUUAGGUCACUUAUCUUUAACCCCAGAUCACAGAUUUCAACAGUCUGUUAACUUUCCUAAUAUAGCCUCACCUCCUAGUAGUACUUCUUCAGGUAGUGUACAUAGAUUGACUCCGAGGGGGUUCCUUCCUAAUGAGCCUGAUCCUAUAAAAGACCCUGCCAUAUAUUCCAGUCUCCUUCCCCGCCCCGGCAGCACCGACAAUUCUUGGGAGAGCCUCAUCGAGAUCACCAAGACGUCGGAAACGCACAAGUUACAACAAUUAGUUGACAACAUCGAAAACAAACUAAUAGACCCGAACCAGUGUGUGAUCUGCCACAGGGUAUUGUCCUGCAAGAGCGCCUUACAAAUGCACUACAGGACACACACUGGGGAACGGCCAUUUCGCUGCAAGAUCUGUGGUAGGGCAUUCACUACGAAGGGAAAUUUAAAAACACACAUGGGUGUACACAGGAUAAAACCACCGAUGAGAAUGUUACAUCAAUGUCCUGUGUGCCACAAGAAAUUUACGAAUGGCCUCGUCCUACAGCAGCAUAUCAGGCUGCACACAGGAGAGCCAACAGACCUCACGCCCGAACAGAUCCAAGCGGCCGAAAUAAAAGAAUUCACACCCCAACCAAACUUCCCAAUUCAUUUUCCUCCUAUUCCUCAACCCUCCCCGAGUCCAAAAGAAGAGAAGAAUGACUACGCUGAGGAGGUCAGGGCUAGUUCCCUCAGUCCAAUAUCCGACGCCGCUUUCUCCACAUCCAUUACCGCUCUUGAGAAUCAAGUUCGGACCAUUACUACCAUUGCCUCCCACUAUAUUCCUUCAAAAUUUGUUAAUGAUAGUGACGACAUGUCGAGUAACAAAGAUUAUAACCCUAUUACAGUGAAUGGAGACAUGAAAUCGCCCGGCCAGAGCCCUAGAAGCGGUUCUGAAAGCGGGCCUUCACCAGCGGCGCUGCAACUGACACGAGAGUCCCCUGCAGCCUCUGAGUCUUCCUCACUGGGGGCCCUGGACCUGACACCGAGGUCCUCAUCCUCUAUGUUUCCAGGAUUCUUCCCUCCCGCCAGCGGAGCUCCUCUCAUCACAUCUGCUUUGUCUUCCCUAACUUCCUCAGUCCUCACGACGACAGCUUUCAACCCCUUGGGUCUCGCAGUAGGACCCCCAGUUCGAGGGAAUACAACUUGCAACCUCUGUUUCAAAACAUUUGCCUGCAAUUCAGCUCUCGAAAUUCACUACAGGAGUCACACUAAAGAAAGGCCAUUCAAAUGCACCAUAUGUGACAGGGGAUUUUCAACGAAGGGGAACAUGAAACAGCAUAUGCUCACCCAUAAAAUACGAGACAUGCCUCCACACCUGUUUGAACAGAAACAAGGAGGAGGAACACCCAGUGCAACUGUCGUCAAUCCAGAAGGAAACUUGAACCCAAGUGUGCAACAACAGCCUCUACCACAACAACAGCCUACGCUGCCACAACCAAUGCAGAAUCAACAACCAACACCACCUCAACCGAGUCAACCACCACAGCCUAUCCAACAGGCCGAAGUGGAACCAUCACGCCCACCAAGUCCUCAACAGAAAAUAGAGCUUGGUGUAAAGAGAUCUCCACCGCAGGGAGACACCCCAGCAAUGCCUCUACCCAAACGACAGCCAAGUGCAUAUGGGAACGCAUAUGUGGACAAACGGAGCUUCACGCAGAGGGAGGCGAAUGUCCCUAGAGCUUCCACAACUUCCCAAAGACACAGAGUUCCUUCACAGGCGGCCAGAUCUCUUCUACCCAUAUCUCCCAGCCCCUUUCCUUAAUGGGAUCCAUCAAAAGCUUUCUGAAAUGCCAAUGGGUGGCAGUGGAGGUGGCAGCCACAAUGGCAUGAUGGCGUUUGGAGGAUUUCCAUCAGAAAUGAAGGGAGAACCUCGGUCUCCAGAGAAGCCACCACAUUCCGGAGCAACUCCACCUUCUCUCUGGGAUCUACACUUUGAAAGAAAACCAGAGGAGCAAGCAAUGCCACCACCUCCUAGGGGAGAAGGUUUGGCCGCAUGAUACAGCCUAUUCCCUCCAAGCAAACCAUAGCUUCCAACAUAUCAUGAAUCUCAACAGCCAUACUCAUUCACCCAAUAAAAGCUGACAAAACAUUGGGGGACUGUUUUAUCUCAUGUUAAUUUAUAAUAAAUAUUUAUACAAAGAUAUGGAGUAGUCUAUUCUACAGAUGGCUCAAUUCUAAACAAAGAAUGAAAAUCGAGCAAAAGUUCUCAUUCUUAAAAUUUACAAAUAAUGACAAAUCAGUUUAAUAGAUAGAGUUGGAAUAGAUGACUUCAUAUGAUGAAAAAAUCAUAAUACAUAUCUUGUCCAUUUGUUAUGUGAUUAAUAGGUUUACUUGUGGUAUUAAAAACAGGGAGCGUGGCUGCAAUGUUCCUAUUUCGAAACUAGUCUUUAAUUUGAUCGCAGACGGAUGGGUCAGGAUAUAGAGGAAAGGGACUGACAAUUUGUUAAAAUCUAAUUAAUGAAACUUAUAUAUUAAUUUAAAUAUUGUAUAUUUAACUGAAAACGUGAAUGUCAUUUGUUAUAUUAUUACAUGGAAUUAACAUGACUAAGGGACAAACCUUUGUACUUUAUUUCUUCAGGGCCUUUUUAUGCGGUCAAAUGGGGCAUUGCGUUUAACAUUUAGCGUUUUUAGAGAUUAAGGAUAUAAGUAUUGUUGUUCUUAAUUUAUUGAAAUUUGCAGACAAAGUGCAAAUAAAUGUGAAGGGCAUAUUUUAUACUUCUUAAUUCAUUUCAUGAAGUUUCAUGACGUUAUUAUGAAAUUUCAUAUUUUAAAACACCUGUGAUAAAUGAGAUCAGAAAAUGUUAUUUGAACAUUUAUUGUUUCAUGAUGACUAUCAGUUUGACCAAUGAUGAACUAACACAGUCUUUAAAGUGAUCAAUUCUGUUGUCUGUGAAAGUUUUAGAUUACUUUGUUAUGUUUGCCCGAAUGUUUCUCAAUUGUAAAUUUUGUACAUUUUCGUGUAUAUGAAGACAAAUGAUUUUUUUUUUCUAUCUAGGACUGUCCUCAUGUAACUUGUAGUAAACACCCUUAAAGUAGAUUUUAUUGUAAUGUCGAGAGUAAGAUGUAAUGUAAAUGGAAAAAAAGUUGUAUUAUUAGUGUAUAGGAAAAUAUUAUGUUUACAAUAUUAUCAAUUACGUGUAGUGGUAUAAUAUAUAAGUCGCACAUAGACCUGCCUAUAGAGUAUAUUUAUAUUGCGUUCACACGUGCGUUUUAAGUUUCGUGGUAAAACGUUUAGGUAAGAUCCUAUUUUAUAUGUGUGGAAAUGUAUGUCUAACUAUCCAUAUACAUAUUUAUAAAUAUAUAUAUAUAUAUAUAUUUGAUGUUAUAUUUAUAAAUACAAUGACAACACCACAUGUAAGUACUGUAUCACCAUUGUUACCUGAUAUCUUUAUUUCACUUAAAGUUAUAUUACAUUUUGCUAAAUUAUUUUUUGUAUAUAAUGUAUAUCUAUCUAUUGAUCAGUUAUUGUUGUGAUUUUUUUUUUUUUAUUUAACUGCAAAAAUUUGUAAAACAAAUUUAUUUGCUUUAAUUAUAGCAAUUGAAAAAUCAAAGGCUUAACAGUUAUUUCCAUGAAUUUUUCACCUUAAGCGAUCUCAUUUCCCAUAUUUUCUUAUUUAUUUUAGUAAAUUAUUGAAAUAACAUUACACUACAAUAUGCUUAAAAAUGACAGUCUUAGUCACUUUGGUGAGAGUACUUAUGCUGGGAUAUUAUGAUACUUUGUAUAUGUUUAUUAUCUUCUCUUUUUUUAUUGAAUAGGGAGCAUAAACGAUAGCUCAAGAAAAUUUUGUAAAAAUAUGAGAAAAGCACAGCUUGUAUUAUUUUCAUCAGUAUUAAAAUUAUAUAUAAUUACUUUAAUACACCCAUUCCUAUCAGUCUAAAUCUCUUGCCUUUUUUUUUUUUUUUUAACUUUUAUUUACAAAUCAUUUAGUAAGCAAACAAAAAAUGACAUGCCCAUAUGAGAAAUGUAAUAUUUUAAUGUUCUUGUAAAUUUAUAACCAAAGAAUAAAAUAUAUUAAAUAAAUAUUCCACAAAUGUUUUUCA
This is a messenger RNA of Nezara viridula (southern green stink bug), 5693 nucleotides long. The record is from the annotation of a GenBank genome assembly. Lineage: Eukaryota; Metazoa; Arthropoda; Insecta; Hemiptera; Pentatomidae.